AUGGAGGUAACAACCCAGCCUGGACCGUAUGCACCCUCAAACUUCCAGACAGGACUGUUAGACUGCUGUGAGGACUGUAGCACAUGUGUGUAUGGAUUCUUCUGCCUGCCUUGUUUGGGCUGUACCAUUGCCAGUCGCAUGGGAGAAUGCUGCUUGUGUGGUUUGGGUAUGCCAAUGCGAAGUGUCUACAGAACAAAAUACAACAUCAAGGGAUCUCUGUGUAAAGACUGCAUGGUCUCCUAUUUCUGUCUGCCUUGCUCAGCGUGCCAGUUGAAGCGAGACAUUGAUAGGAGGAAGGAGCAAGGAAUCUUCUGA
Molecule: messenger RNA, 315 nt
Organism: Electrophorus electricus (electric eel)
Lineage: Eukaryota; Metazoa; Chordata; Actinopteri; Gymnotiformes; Gymnotidae
Gene: plac8.2
Product: placenta associated 8, tandem duplicate 2
Source: RefSeq, a predicted model, not a curated record